Molecule: messenger RNA, 813 nt
Organism: Tachysurus fulvidraco (yellow catfish)
Lineage: Eukaryota; Metazoa; Chordata; Actinopteri; Siluriformes; Bagridae
Gene: ponzr1
Product: plac8 onzin related protein 1
Exons: 4
Coding region: 159-542 (127 amino acids)
Source: RefSeq, a predicted model, not a curated record
AGCUGCACAGUGCAAAGGGACACUGACUGUCCUGACGUCUUGUGUGGGAGGAUCACAGAUUUUACAACCUCUACUGGGUCUGUGUGCUUUCGACAUUCUUUCGCAGAAGUUUCAUUUCUGAGAUAUACAGCACUGAAGCCCACAGAAAAAGGAAAGACAUGGCAGUCCAACAGCAGAUUACCACAGUGGUGUCUCACACAGGGUACAGUUCCGGGACCUGGACUACAGGCAUCUGUGACUGCUGCUCUGAUAUGAGCACUUGUUGCUGUGCUUUGUGGUGUUUCCCAUGUAUGCAGUGUCAGACUGCUUCUCAGUUUGGAUGGUGUUUCUGCAUGCCUCUUUUGGACUGCUGUCUGAUUGUCUCCUGCUGCCUUCGUAGCAAGAUGAGAGAGCGCUACAGCAUUCAUGGCUCAUGUUGUGAUGAUUUGUGUACUGUGUGUUGCUGCUACCCCUGUGCCUGGUGCCAAAUGUCACGUGAAAUUAAAACUCGUGCUCGAGCUGGCAGCGGUGCUACUGUAAUCACUCAGCAGAUUAUGGCAUAAGUGAUCUUUUACUAUUCCAUUCAAAGUUAAAAUGCAUUACGGUGCCUUAAUGAUUCUAUUGCAUACUAUUCACCUUUAUUUUGAUUUUUUUAACUUCUGAUCACAGAGUAAAGAACUUACAUAUACAAAUAAAUGUUUUCUGUUAUAGUAACCAGUAUUAAUAAUUUUUAUAUACUGCUUUAGCUUUACAUGUUCCUCUUGCAACAUAUGUCAAAUUUUAUAAAUAAAGCAUACAGCUGGUAUUAAAGCCCUUUUAUUGGUUUAAUAUGUA